CAGAAACAUCUGACGUCCAUCAAAACAGGUGGUUUGAAUUCUCACAUCAAGGACACUAAACAUCAUCAGAUCAUCUGGUUUAAAGAUGUUUCCCGUCAGUUUAUUCGCUCUCUGUAUCGCUUGCCUCAUACAGGUCAAUUAUUGUGCAGCCCGGAGAACCUACGCCGUGAUCAACGGACCUGCUGUUUAUGGGAGUAACUUGGUCUACAUACCGACAAUCACGGACCAAAACUGUAUAUACGGAUCCAGCUACACCUUACCUGUCAGCUAUGACAGCUACAGUCUAAGCUACCCUAGCGUCUCCUGCAGCUGCCCCAGCUGCGUCACUUCUAGCUCAGUCAGCGUCACUCCUAGCUCAGUCAGCGUCACUCCUAGCUCAAUCAGCGCCACUCCUAGCUCGGUCAGCGUCACUCCUAGCUCAGUCAGCGUCACUCCGAGCGGUACCUACGGGGGGAAAGGUUCUGGAAAAGUGAGCGUAACCGGCACCGUCGACGCGUGCGGCUCUACCUGCGUGGCCGGAUCCGUGCCCGUGCUGGGCUCCGCGUGUUUCAACGGCUGCGCACCCGCCUGCGGGUCCGUGUCCAUCAGAGGACAGUGCGAAUGCGGUUGUUACUAAAAUACCUUUAGCAAUUUGCUUGCCUUAAAGCCUUAGUUAAAGUUAAAGGAUGACUCCGUUAGAACGGUCCAGGAUGCAUAGCCAACAUUUUUUUUUGUUCACGGAGUGGGCGAAUGCUUUUACGCACCGCCCCCCCCCCUGGCCGCGAGAAGGCAAUUGAUGGGGGGGGGGUGGGACUCGCCGCUCCUGUCCCCUCUCAACUGGCGAGAGGGGAAGGAGAACCUUGCCCUACCCACUAAACCCACUCCGGCGUUUCAUCCUCUUUGCCGUUUACGAGGGCGCCAUGGGAUCGAGUACACUCUACCAUGGAUGCAUAGCCAACAUGCCAAUCGUCUACGCUCCGUAGCGCGUAACUGUCACUGUCGCACAAUAGAAGAGAGAGAUCACCACAGACCCGUCAUACGGAUCGGACGUCAUACGGGUCAUCGGCGGAAGUAUGUAAGUGCGAAAGUGACAGGCAUAGUGACAGGUGAUAAAAAUGCAACCAUGCUGACACCGGAAUAUGCCCGGUAUCGUGAUAAAACGGAUCCCACUAUUUUUGUUACACCUUGUAUAUCGCGCAAUCUAGGUAUAGGUAACAUAUUUUACAGUACAUAUGGUGCUACUUUCUCGCACUAGUGCGUAAAGUGCACUUUUUGUGCAUAUGUCGAAAGUUUAAAGGGCCAUAUGUACUGUAAAACGUUGUUCGAUACACGUGCGAAUAGGUAAUUCACAACUCGUGUCGAUUUAAAACACUCCGUGCGGUCGUGUUUUAAUUUAUCGCCACUCGUUUCGAAUUUCCUCUUUUCCGCACUUGUAUCGAAAAUAACUAUACCGAUGUCAUUUUUUCCCAGUACUCAUUUUCGCUAUGAAACUUAUACAGGUGGAUUUUUUUUUGGGUCAGUGAGGGCAGGUGGAGGGCAGCUACCAGAUCCCGUACCGCUACACGAAAAUGGUCUUAGAAGACCUUCCCUCAAUUUAAAAUUAAUAAAGAUUGGCGUUUACUGAUUUUGGAAAAACAUACAGGUUGCUAGAAAAAGAUCAAUUUUGACAAACUUUUUUUUAUGCCAAUCGAUCCCAUUCCUAUCCAAGAUCAAAAGCUUGUAUCGGACUAAACAAAAUUUCCGACUAGAAAAGCCACAAAUCGAGGAAAACUUUUCCCAUACAAUUUGAAUAAAAAUGAUUUAUUUUUAUUUUUCACAUGGAAAAAAUUUCCUCGAUUUGUGGCUUUUCUAGCCAGACAUUUUCUUUUGGUCCCAUGCAAGCUUUUGAUCCUUGAUAGGAAUGAUUGACAUAAAAAUUUUUUGGCAAAAAUUACCUUUUCCUCGCACCCUGUAUGUUUUUUCCAAAAUCUGUAAAAAACAUGAAAUCGAGGGAAGAUACUCUAAAAGCGUUUUCGCGCACGGGAUCUGGUAGCUGCCCUCACUGACCCCUAAAAGAAAAUCCAGCCUGUAUAUUCGUUUCUUAGCGGAUUGCUAAUUUAGUAUUAUUUUAGAAAUACUAUGGGAUUACUUAGCCACUUAUACGCAUAAACAUGUGAAAGAAACAAAUGCUUAAUCGCGGCGAAAGGAGUAAGAAUUGUUACGCUUUCGUUAGGUUAAGUUCGCCUUUGUGUUGUAUGUAUUUUGAUUUUAUUUUAUCCUCAAUAUACUCAUUAUUAAUUAAGCAAGAAAAUAAAACAAAUUAAACACAAUAUCAAAAGUUAAUUGUGUUGCCAGUUAAACUAUUUUUCAACACAUAUAUACACGUACUUUUACUAAAUUAAGUGGGACCACAGAAUAACUAAUAGUACUACGUGGGACCGAGAGAAGUCAUAUCAUGGACACAGCGUCUCCGUAUCCGUAAUCCGUAAUACAAUUAGUAGAUUGUGUCACAAGGGAGCAAAAUGACAUAUUUACGGCGAGGGCGUACAAUUGAAUCCUAAACGAAGCGAAGGAUUCUAUAAUAGAAUCCUGAGCGUAGCGAGGGAUUCUAACAUAGAAUCCUGAGCGUAGUGAGGGAUUCAAGUGUUAACGCCCAAGGUGAAAAUAAUUUUGCUACCAUGUGACACAUACUGCUUUUCACAUCACCUAUGAGGAAAUUACAUACAUAUAUUAGGUUUCAAAACAUUAUUAUUUUAAGCAAAGAUCGAUACGGACAAAGUGCCAAAAAUAUGUAUACACGACCUUAGUAUAGGUACAUACUUCUGGCACUUUGUCCGUAUCGAUAUUUUCAGACGUGACUGUACCAGGCGCGGAUACAGGGGGGGGGGGGCACUAGGGGCAAUUGCCCCCCCCUGAACCCCUGACACAAGACUCGGUGCAAUUUUUCAACAAUUGACUAAAGUAUAACGAAACUGGGUCCUGUAAUACAGGGUUUCCUAGCUCAGGACACAGGGUCGUGAUUUACUGUAUUUUAAAAUUUACUUUUUUAUUUUUUUCAUUUUCAAUUGGAAAAAAAUGCCCACCCUACGUACUUAAAUAUGAGUACAACAAAUAGUUUCCAUGAUCCCGCGGCUCCGCUCGGAUUUUGACAAAACAGUGCCCGAAAGCCGCGCGAAGAGAAAUUACGUAAACGUUUCGACGGAUAUACGAGUAUGAGUAUACAUAUACAAUAACACAACGCUUUUGAUUUUAUACACUUAUAAGAAUCGUCUCGUCUUGAUAAAUUAACUUUUAUUUUGUUGUUAGUUUUUUUUUUUACAAACCCCAAUCCUUAUACCUACGAUUUAUUUCUACC
Molecule: messenger RNA, 3313 nt
Organism: Cydia strobilella
Lineage: Eukaryota; Metazoa; Arthropoda; Insecta; Lepidoptera; Tortricidae
Exons: 3
Coding region: 86-616 (176 amino acids)
Source: RefSeq, a predicted model, not a curated record